Messenger RNA from Symsagittifera roscoffensis, 1833 nucleotides. Its product is annotated as zinc finger protein 277-like. Lineage: Eukaryota; Metazoa; Xenacoelomorpha; Acoela; Convolutidae. The coding region runs from base 1 to 1833 and encodes 610 amino acids. The transcript is spliced from 10 exons. The record is from RefSeq and is a predicted model, not a curated record.
AUGAUUACCCUAAGCGAAAACCCUAGCUUUGAAAAAGAGAAGAAUACUAUUAAAAACACGGCUGUUAAGCAUAGCAAACACAGCACAUACUCAAGCGAAGAGCUUCUCCUGAACUCGGACAGAAGUUCUUCGGCGGAGGAGCUGGAAGAGUUUCCCUACAGCUCGAACGAGUCGGGAAAAGCACAGCGGAACUCAAACCCCGGACGAGAAGGCGGAGGAGGAGGAGGAGGAGGAGGAGGAGGAGGAGGAGGAGGAGGAGCAGAGAGGAAGUAUGAAAUCGCGGACGAGGAUGCGGAGGAGUUGAUUGGGAAGAAAGGAACCGCUUUAGUGUUGAACACACAGGGAGGUGUGAGUGAGAGCCUGCUGAAGUGUCUGUUCUGUGACAACCACACCAAUGUGGCCACUUCCAGGGAGUCUUACCUGGAACACCUGAAGAAGACACAUCGUUUUAUCAUCGCCAACGACCACCUCAUCGCCGACUUCAAAAGAUACAUAGACUACUGGCGGGUGCGUUUCGUGCAGAAGGAACUGACAGAGUACUGCAGCAUCAUCAAGACCCCCAUGUUUCCCGAGGACAACGGAGUACCCACCAUGUAUCUAGUGUUGGGGGACAUCCCUCAAGAUCGCAAACUGAGGGAGUCCCUUCAACAGAAGAGACUGCGUCUCGUGUUAGAGCAGAAUCAACUGGAAAGAAUGGACAAGACGUUCUCUCACUCGUGCAUCUUCUGCGAGCAGAAGUUCGAUCAGGUCAAUCGAAGUGACAUCUUCGAACACAUGCACUCCGAACACUUUUUCAACGUCGGACACCCAGACAACCUCGUGUUCACUGCAGAACUUCUAGAUGUGCUGCACGAGGCCAUCGGAAGGUGUCAGUGCUUGCACUGUGACAGUAUUUAUGCGGACAAGGCGGAGCUUUUUGAACACAUGAAGAGAAAGCAGCAUCGGAAGUUGAAUGCGAAGAACACCAUAUACGACAAGUACUACAUCAUCAACUACCUGGCAAUCAGUAGUCCUGAGAAUGCUCGGACCAGUGAGCCAGCUGCUAUCCUUGAGGACUUCCAAAGAAAUCGCCCGCGUAUCGGAAUCAGCUGGAUUAUCGCCGCUCAGAACAUGGUGCCACUCAUCAAUGCUUGUCGAUUCGAGGAUUUCGCCGACACGGUUAGCCACGAAGACAGGUGUCAGUGCUUGCACUGUGACAGUAUUUAUGCGGACAAGGCGGAGCUUUUUGAACACAUGAAGAGAAAGCAGCAUCGGAAGUUGAAUGCGAAGAACACCAUAUACGACAAGUACUACAUCAUCAACUACCUGGAGUUGGGCAGAUCGUGGGAGGACAUAAUGGCAGACGAGGACACGGAGAUCUGGAGGGAGUUGAAGAGGGAGGAGUACAACUGGUCAGACUGGAGAGAGGACCACCCCCAGCACUUCAAGCUGCCAGGGGCAAAGUGUUCUCUGUUCGAAGAGAUUUUGACUGAAGGCGCUGAACUGGAUAUGAAAAACCAGCUGUUGACUCUAUUUUCAGAAGCCGCUAUCUGGCAAAUGACUGUAUGGAGGCAAGUUCCUGAAGGCGCUGAACUGAUUAUGAAAAACCAGCAGUUGACUCCGUUUUCCAAAGCCGCUCUCUGGAAAAUGACUGUAUAUAGAAGCCGCUCUCUCGAAAAUGACUGUAUAGAGGAAGUUCCUGAUGGCGCUGAACUGAUUAUGAAAAACCAGCUGUUGACUCCAUUUUCAGAAGCCGCUCUCUGGAAAAGCACUGUAUGUAGGCAAAUUCCUGAAGGCGCUGAACUGAGUAUGAAAAACCAGCAGUUGACUGCAUUUUCAGAUGCCGCUUUCUGA